Molecule: messenger RNA, 1299 nt
Organism: Dothidotthia symphoricarpi CBS 119687
Lineage: Eukaryota; Fungi; Ascomycota; Dothideomycetes; Pleosporales; Dothidotthiaceae
Exons: 5
Coding region: 1-1200 (399 amino acids)
Source: RefSeq, a predicted model, not a curated record
AUGGAACGCGUAUUCAAGUCUGAAGAAAGUGUCGAUGCCUACCUUCACCGUCUUGAUGGCGUGGCUUACUCGACAUACGCGCUUGUCAUGGUCGUCGUCCCUCUCAAACUAUGGUGUCGAAGAAGAGCGGGCGGAAGGUCCAAUAUCGGUCUGGAUGACUACACAACUGUGGUAGCCCUCGUAUUAGCUAACGGCUUCUUUUGGACUUGCAUGAUUGGUAUGAGAUCUAUGCUCGGGCGACAUGUUGCGAACCUGUCGCAUCCCCUGAUGGUCAUUGACUUCUUGAAGAGUGUUUGGAUUGCCCAGAUGUUCUACACGUUUGCUAUUGCAUGUAUCAAGUUUGCAGUCCUCGCAUUCUAUUGGCGUCUGUUUUCCGUCAACGCGAGAACAGUGAUAUGGAUUGUGGCAGGGAUGUGCGCAGCAUGGUACAUCGCGAUGUUGAUGUGCUUUGUCUUUAGUUGCAUACCUGUCCAAGCAGCAUGGGACAUCACCAUCACAGAAGCAAAGUGUAUCCCAAUUCGAUCUAUAUACUUAGGCGGAUCUAUACCGAACGUUAUCCUUGAUAUAAUCGUGGUGGCGAUACCGAUGCCCUACGUGUGGCGACUCCAUGCGCCGAUCGCGCAACGACUCGUCAUCGCUGGCAUGUUCGUACUGGGAACAUUCAUUGCCGUUGUCUCACUGGUUCGCCUCAUUAUCUUCCUUCAGAUACCAAUCGCUACAUCCGGCGAUGUAACAUUCAACUUCCGCGAGAUCGUCGUCUGGUCUAUUGUCGAAAUCAACAUUGGCUUGGUCUGCGCCUGCCUUCCGAGUCUCAAACCCGCACUCAGUCUCAUCGGCCUUAGCAAGCUUUUCUCCUUCAACGGGUCCCGGAUUUCAGACGCCAAAUCGCCUGGACCCAGUAGCGGUUACCCCUCCCGCCCGUUUGGUAGCACCGACGAUUCGCGAAAGUCCAGACCCCGCAAGAAAGGAGCUACUGGUGGCUUGUUUUCUACCGUCGGUGGACUCACAAGGUUAGAUAGUGAGGAAGACUUUGAGAUUGUGAGGAAUGCACAUGGAAAGCACCAGACUGAAAUUGAGAUGAUGCGGUUAAGUAAUGAUGGCGGUGACAUCAUGCCAGAUGCGGAACGCACUACGGGCAUAAAUGUGCAGAAAGAUUGGAGCGUUUGUCUUUCUUUUGACCGUUGGUCUUCAUCUCAAUGAUUUGUGUUGUAACGCCGAGACCUUCCAGUCCAGAGUGGGUUUGACCAUCAAAUAUCUUGUCCACCUCUUCCAGCGUCAUUCCCUUCGUCUCUGGAAAGU